This is a messenger RNA of Gigantopelta aegis, 2042 nucleotides long. RefSeq names its product secretin receptor-like. The transcript has a single exon. The coding region runs from base 481 to 1668 and encodes 395 amino acids. Gene Ontology annotation, molecular function: G protein-coupled peptide receptor activity. The record is from RefSeq and is a predicted model, not a curated record. Gene Ontology annotation, cellular component: plasma membrane. NCBI's taxonomy places the organism in Eukaryota, Metazoa, Mollusca, Gastropoda, Neomphalida, Peltospiridae. Gene Ontology annotation, biological process: cell surface receptor signaling pathway; adenylate cyclase-modulating G protein-coupled receptor signaling pathway.
CUGGUGGUGUCGUUAAACAAAACAAACUUCCAACUAAUUAGCGCUGUGGUCCUUAACCAUAUAUGUCCAACCGUAAUUAAAAUGUGUUGAGUGCGUUGUUAAAUAAAACAUGUCUUUUUUCCAUCACUCUGGGUACGAGCCAUGUGUAUGACUCACCACAAUUAUGACCAGUUUAUUCCAUAAGUGACAGGAAUAAAUUAACCAUAAUUUUCAUCAAGCUACACAAUAAUGCAUAAGUUUGCUGCUCUGUUCUAGUUGCUCGUGAUGUAUACAUUCUUAAAACGAUUGCUUUGACGGGAAAUGAUCCCAUAAGUUCGUCGACGAGGUUUGAUCUUGCUACCGAUCAUAUAACACCACUGACCCCGAUUACUGAGCUAGAUAUAGGCCUACUGCACCAGGAGAAUCGGAACUAGCAAAUACUUGGUUAAUGAAACUUUAUAGAUCUACCGUACAAUUCAAACUGUAUCGUUGUUUAAAUACAUGAUGGUGAUUAAAGACGCACAACAAUGUUUGAACCAUUACCAACAUGUUCCAGCACCAGCGUUCUUUUGUAAAGCUGCCUGGGAUCUGGUGACUUGCUGGCCUCCGACGAAACCAGGAACUGUUACCAAGCAACCCUGUCCGCCAUUAAUAGGCUUGGACACUUCGAAAUACGUUUACAGAAUGUGUCUGGACAACGGAGAGUGGUACAGCAGUGACGAAACGGGCACGGCGGGGUACUCGAAUUACAGUGAAUGUUUCUUAAAGAACAACGGACCACUUUCACAAAAUAAUCAGUACAUUACGACAAAGGAGGAUUUGGAGCUCGUCAAAGUAACCGAAGAUGCGAUUGGAUUAUCUGCACUUUCGGUUACUCUUAUUGCCCUUUUUGUAUCGCUCGCUCUGAUUACGUUUUGUGUAUCCCAGAGGACCAAUCGCCGAAUCGUUCUCGUUCCCCUGUUUGUUUCGGCCUUGCUCGAAUCGACGGCAUCUCUUAUCCACAUCCGGCUGCCGGAAAUCGCCCAGCUAGCCGAAGACGCCAUCGCGUGUCAGGCUACGGCGUUUCUGACUCGGUUCUUUGGGCUGGCGUUCUACGCGUGGAUUCUCGUCCUCGCCCUGUACUACUUCUUCCGAGCUUGUCACUGGACCAUCGAGACCGACCACGUGCUGAUCAUGUACCUACUGGGAUUCGGAGUCCCCGCCAGUUUCACUCCACUCUGGAUGGCGACUGUCAGAUACGUGAUGCCGGACUCCAAGAUUCAGUGCCAGCUGGAUACUGCGCACGCAACGCGGUGGAUAACAGAAGGACCGAAACUGGCGUGUCUGUUUGCCGCCGCUGUCAUGUUUACAACGGCCCUCGUCAUCGUGGUGACGACGCACAACAUUCCAGCUAAGAUGCAUAACAUGUCAACUAAGACGCACAACAUUUCAGCAAGUCGGAACUCGCAUUUUAGAAGGUACCUCAGACAUUGUUGUGUCCGCGAACUUGUCCUGGUUCUGUAUCUGGCUCCAGUUGAAGCGUUUACGUGGAUUACAGCUCUUUCGAAGAUGAGCGACUCUGGCGAGGUGGCCGUCGGGUACCUAAAGGUGGCGCUGUACAACGUCAGAGGCCUCGUUCUGGCCCUUGUCGUCUGUUUCCUAGAUCUGGAAUUGUGGGGCUGUUGCAGACGACCAAUCUUAGUUACGUGAUUUGUAAAGUGAUACACCCUAAACAGAUUUUAACACUACGGCAAAGCUUUCACUAUUAAGAGCCGAUUCUGACUAUUAACAUCAGACAUUACUUAGAUUUUGUUGUUUAGAUUAUCCAUUUCUGUACAUCUGAAUUAAGUGUUUAUGGGCAUCCUAUUGUUUCUAAUAGCCUACCACAAAAUAAAUUUUUCAUAUAAAUAAAAAAAACCCACACGUAUGUUAAGGCCCAUUUUGGAAUGAACGACCUAUUCUGUAAUGAAACUAGGUGCCCAUUCUGUAAUAACUUUGGGCCCAUUUAAAAGUAGGCUAGCCAACUUAGUUGCCCAUAUUGUAAUAAAAAAAUAUCCAUUCUGUAAUAAAUGUUUAAAACGUUA